AAUCCGGAAGCGGUGAAAUCUGGACAGCACAGCAGGAAGAAUUUGCUGUCCAUAUCGUUUAGACUCUUUUUUUAGGGUGAUAAAACCUUUACACAUUAUCCAACAUGUCGACAGCUGCACAUUCUGACAAGUUCAGGAAAGUAGACGUGGAUGAAUACGACGAGAACAAGUUUGUGGAUGAGGAAGAUGGAGGAGAUAACCAGGGUGGACCAGACGAAGCAGAAGUGGACGCUCUACUCAGACAGGGAAACCUGAAUGGAGCUCUUCUAGCUGUGCUCAAGGAUCCUCCUAUCACCACCAAGAACCAGAAUGUUAAGGAGCGAGCAGAGCUGCUGGUGGUCCGAGUGCUGAGCAGUUUUAAGAGCAGUGACAUUGAGAAGGCUGUGGGCUCACUGGAUAGAGCAGGAGUGGACCUGCUGAUGAAAUACAUUUACAGAGGCUUUGAGAAACCCUCUGACAACAGCAGUGCAGUACUGCUACAGUGGCACGAAAAGGCUCUUGCGGUGGGAGGGGUGGGCUCUAUAGUUCGAGUCCUGACUGCCAGGAAGACCGUCUGAUCGUGCCGGUCCCCACAGACACCAACUGUGACCCAAAACCACCGGAGCUGAUGACAGGGACGUGUCU
This is a messenger RNA of Sphaeramia orbicularis (orbiculate cardinalfish), 624 nucleotides long. Its product is annotated as actin-related protein 2/3 complex subunit 5-like. The transcript has 4 exons. The record is from RefSeq and is a predicted model, not a curated record. NCBI's taxonomy places the organism in Eukaryota, Metazoa, Chordata, Actinopteri, Kurtiformes, Apogonidae. Gene Ontology annotation, biological process: regulation of actin filament polymerization; Arp2/3 complex-mediated actin nucleation. Bases 105 to 557 code for a protein of 150 amino acids. Gene Ontology annotation, cellular component: Arp2/3 protein complex; actin cytoskeleton.